AUGAGACAAACACAAUUAUCGUGGAUGCAAAUCAUGUUCUUUAAUCAUCUUCAGCCUUUGUUGUUUCGAAGGCCUUCUCAUGAUGCCUCUGUGGAAGAUCUAGUUUUGAACAAAAUCAAUGUAGAGAAGCAAACACGAAUACCGUUUGAAAAUGCACAUUUGGCACCAUCGGAGUUGAGUGGUGAAAAUGGAGAAAUUGUACAAAACAUGUCAACCUUUAUGAAACGUUUUUUGGGAUCGUUUAUGUGGAGUCUCAUUCCUUUGUUUAUAUCGAAAAUUUGUCAAUUGGCACAAACUGUUUUGGUGAGCCAUAUUUUACUGUUGAUUGAUACAAGAGGAAGCAGGCUCGGGACGGACCAAAAUAAUGAAACUCAUAACCACUAUGACAUAUCGCUAGCACUUUGCUGCUUGCUAUUGUUCAUUGAUAGAUUACUUAUUGGUAUUACUUUACGAUGGCACUUUAAUGUACAGACUGUAUUUUCACAUCAAAUUAGCUAUUAUUUAUAUUCUUCGAGUUACAUGAAAUGUGUUCGAGCACAAAAGCGAGUUGGACUCAACAUUUCUGCAAUAUCUAGCGAGAUUUCUCAAAUUGAGAAAUCAGUGUCGCAAGCCCACAGUUUGGUUUCUCAUCUCUUUCAUUUAUUUGGAGCAAUGGCAAUAAUUCAUUACCAAUAUCAAAGCUCCCUCAUUACAACAACGUUUAUUAUUAUUUGCAGUCUGAGUAUACCACUUAAUAUGGUAUUACAAUCAAAAAACAGCUCAUACACCAAUGAGAAAACAAAUUAUUCCAACCAGAGAAUUAAUUUAUUGUCACAUUUUUUGAAUUGCUUUAAACAAGUCAAAUCCUUUGUAUGGGAAUCAACAGUUAUCGAGAAAAUAUCACGAAUAAGAAAUAUAGAGGGUGUUUAUUUGUUUAAGCUGUACUGGGUUGACAACAUCAUUGCUUGUAUAUGGUAUAUUUUCCCGUUUGUGAUAACCUGUUCUCUUCUCCUAUCAUCCAAAUUACUGGAAAGGACCACAGAUGAAAAAACAAUAUUCACAAUUUUGAUUUUAUUGGAUGGAAUUUCUGUACCAAUAUUUGAGCUCCCAAAAUGCCUGAAUCAAGUCAUGUAUGCUUCUCAAUGUUUACAUCGGCUUGGGAGCUUAUUGCAUUCAAUGCAAGUUGACGAGCGGCCAAUUACCGAGAAUGGAGAAAGCAAAAGUGACACUAAUUUGUUACUAAUCCCACAAAAUAGCACGUUGACAAUAUCAGGAAAGGCGAGCAAGGUGUCAAUGGUAUCUCCUUUUUUCAUACAACCGAAGGAGUGGAUAUCAUUACGAGGAAGAACUUCAUCAGGAAAAACGUCACUCAUCGUAUCAAUUUUAGAAAGAAUAGCCAAGGUUUCAAAUGCAAACAGUGACAUUCAAACGAAAAAUAAUUUAGAGAUCAUUUAUUCCCCACAAGAGCCAUUUAUUAUGAAUGACACAAUCAAAGAAAACAUAAUUUUUGGGUUGCCCUAUCAACAGCAUAUUUUCGAGGAAGCUGUGAAAGAUUCACAGCUCGAGUUGGACGUAACCCAGUGGAGAUCUCAAGAAUGCAGUAAUAAGUUAUGUGGCUACUUUGGAAAUAAUUUAUCAGGUGGACAGAAAAUUAGAAUCAAUCUCGCUCGAUGUUUAUACAGGUACUACUAUCUCAAAGAAAACAAAAAUGAUGUAUCAUUCUUAUUGAUAUUUGACGAAUUAUUUAAUGCUCUUGACCCUACCGUUGCAGAGGUAGUGAUGGACACACUAGUGAACACUCUCAAAGACGUUCCAAAUGUCAGUGUGUUUUUCACAUCCUGCGAUAAUAGGUAUGAUCACCUCAUGGAUAGAGUUUAUGACGCAGUUGAAGGAAAUAUUUCAGAGGGGUCUAUUAAGAAAGAAGAAAGAGUAAUGGAUGGCUCUACAUUAUUGCGAGGGCACUUUAAACGAUCUCACAGUGAUUUGAGGAUGGAUGAGUCGAAACCAUCUAAAUCAGAGAGAGUGGUGGACCGUCUUCUGAGCUUGUACGAUAUUGCAAAGUUCUAUUUGCUCUCACAAACAAACUUAUUCACUGGAGUUACUGUCAUUUCUCUUUUAGCCAUUUCUCAGUUGUUUAAAUCCUCUACAGGCAUUGUAUUUUCGAACUUUAACUCCUACACCUAUUUGUUUUGGAUUUUAGGAUUAGUAAGAAUAUUGGUAGAGCUUGGAUUGGGGUAUUUUUGGAGCUUGAAAUGUUAUAGAACUAACUCCACAAUUCAUGAAAAUGCUCUAGACAAGAUAUUACAUGUUCCUUUGAGCUUUUUUGUUGAUUCUUCAGGCAAGAAGCGAAAAACUGAAAAGAACGGUAGAUAUGGCGAUGUAGUCGAAAGAUUUUCAACGAAUAUGGCAAGCCUUGACAGAUCUAUACCAUGGCUGUUAAAAGAGGCAGCUCAAAAGUAUUUGGAAUGUUUUGGCUCACUUGCAACCUUACUGUUGUAUAUAUCAGAGGCAAACCUGUUGGUUGUCUUCUUUUCAUUUCUUAUUAUGAUAGGAAUUAUUCUGUACUCGAGGAAAUACUAUAGAUUGUAUUCUAAAACAAGAGACGACAUGUCACUCUUACUUUCAGAAAAGAGAGCAAUAAUGUCACAAUUUUUCAUGGAAUCUACACAUCCUACUGCAGUUUUAAUGAUCCAAGUGUAUAAUCAAGUUCCUUACUUUUACCAAAAAUUUACACGAAGCGUGGCUCAUACGAUGAACAUUUCAUACGUAUUUAACAGCUGUACCGACUGGUUGGGAGUUCGCUUGGAAUGCCUAAUCUCAUUACUGUUAUUCAUUCCAUUCAUGUACCUCAUUCAAGCCGUGUGUGAAGGAGAUUGUGACUCUCUUCACAAGCAAAAGCUUUACUAUGCUGGAAUUUUACUUUCCACUUGCAUUGAAUUCUUCAACAGAUUUUUAUGGACUCUGGUUGUGACUACUCGUGUGGAGUGUGAGUUACCUUUCAUUGGUAAAAUCAUUGAAUUCGGCAAGUUGCAAACAGAACAAGAAGAGCAAGGGAACGAAUGCCAAUCUUUACCUACAACAUGUAAUGCACAACUGGAAUUAGAAAAUGUGUCCUACGAGAAUAUUCUAUCAAAUUUAUCUUGUCAAUUUAAAUAUGGAUCAAUUAAUGGAAUUAUUGGAAGAACAGGAAGUGGGAAAAGUUUUACACUUUCUCUGAUUCAUAGAUUUUGGUUUCCACUCCAAGGAAAAAUAUUGUUUUGUGAUCAUGGUAUAUUUGAAUACGAGUUAUGCUCCUAUCGAUCCAAAGUGACCAUGAUACCCCAAGAUACAAGUUUUUUAUUGGGAAGCUCUUUACGAGAACAUAUUGAUGAACACAAAUUGUUUUCAGAUCAUGAUAUUUUACAAGCGUUGAAUUUACUUGGAGUUGAUUACAUUACUAGCCAUGAUUUAAAUGCGAUAAUCAACAAAGAAGAAGAUAUGAAGAUUGAAAAAGUAAUGAUCUUCCUUGCUAGAGUUUAUCUACUGGUCACCAAAUUGACAGAUGUGAAUCCAAGGAAACCAAAAAUUCUCAUGUUGGAUGAAAUCACCGCAUCUAUGGAUAUUCAUCAUACUCGAAACGUAAUCUCUUGUGUGAAAUUAUUAUGUACCAAAGAGUGGUGUUGUGGAAGAGUUACUGAACGAUCCAGACUCAAAAGUUAUUCCCUAUUUAGAAUAUCCAAUGAGAACAUGUUCAACACCAAAAUGUAA
Molecule: messenger RNA, 3726 nt
Organism: Naegleria lovaniensis
Lineage: Eukaryota; Heterolobosea; Eutetramitea; Acrasida; Naegleriidae
Exons: 2
Coding region: 1-3726 (1241 amino acids)
Biological process (GO): transmembrane transport
Cellular component (GO): membrane
Molecular function (GO): ATP hydrolysis activity; ABC-type transporter activity; ATP binding
Source: RefSeq, a predicted model, not a curated record